Apis mellifera (honey bee) is the source of this 3456-nucleotide messenger RNA. RefSeq names its product alpha-1,6-mannosyl-glycoprotein 2-beta-N-acetylglucosaminyltransferase (gene Mgat2). Gene Ontology annotation, cellular component: Golgi membrane; Golgi stack. Lineage: Eukaryota; Metazoa; Arthropoda; Insecta; Hymenoptera; Apidae. The coding region runs from base 992 to 2812 and encodes 606 amino acids. The record is from RefSeq and is a predicted model, not a curated record. The transcript has 9 exons. Gene Ontology annotation, biological process: oligosaccharide biosynthetic process; protein N-linked glycosylation. Gene Ontology annotation, molecular function: alpha-1,6-mannosylglycoprotein 2-beta-N-acetylglucosaminyltransferase activity.
UUAUAAUUAACGUAAUCUCUAUUAUUCUCAAUUCUUUUGUUCGUCUUUUUAUUUUUCCGUCCACUUUAUCGGGACAUUCAAAUUGACGUACCAUUGAGAAUCAGCGUGUAUAACUUGAAAAAAUUCCGCGCGCCAUUUAUCAAUUAACAAUAUUGUUACACCUAUUAAAAAACGAAUUUAAUUCGUUUCCUUUUCUUCGUUGUUUUCUCUUUCGUUUUCUCCGGAACGUGACAAUUAGUCGAAGGCAAACGAUUUUUUCUCCUUCUCGUUUUUUUAACGCGCGAUUAAAAAUUAUACGACGCAGCAAUGAAAAAAAAAUAAUAUACGAUAAUAUCAAGGCCGAUCAAAGUAAGCUAUCACACAUCAGAAAUGUUUUUUGAUUGAGGGCAUCAUCCGCUAAUGCGAUUAACUCUCCGCUUAUUCUCUUUCCUCCCCUUUCUCCUUUUCCUUCUCCUUCUCCGUUACCUCCGUUACCACCUCUUCUCCUUCUCUUCUCCACUUCCUUCUCCCCUUCCAAUUUUCUACAAGUCCGCGUGCCGUACUAAAAAUAAGUUAAUGUUGAAGCAUCGUCUUUCGUGCAUGCCUCUAUAAAAAGAAGAAAAAUCGGCGGAAAGAAAUUGUCGUCGGCCCGCUCGAACGCGAGAAAACACGUUCUUCUCCUCUGUUACUUUCAUGACGUUCCGUGAAACCGAUCGCGAGCUGGUGGCAAAGACCGGAAAAAACCGGCGCACGAACCACCGAGGAGGAAGAAGAAGAAAAAGAAGAAGAGGAGGAGGAGGAGAAAGAAGAGGAAUAAGAAGAAGAAAAGAUACGAUCGAUUAAUCGUUGGUUAGAGAAUCGAGGAAUUUUCAUCGGUGUGAACACUCUAUUGCGCGUUCGGAACGCGAUUUAUAGUUCUAUUCUUCGCCGCCACACGAAUCACUAGAUUUCGUCGAAAUGAGGGACCAUCCGUCGCGCCUUUUCUCCGAUACGAGACCGUAGAAAUGCCAGAAUGAGAGGAGCGGCGUUUCUGGGGACGAUCAGAUCGGUUCGAGGAACUUUCCUGAGGACGCUCGUCUUCGUCUUCAUGGCAACGUUCCUGUGGCUCCAAAUCCACGUGAUCAGCCUGACCGGUCGGGACUCCGCUGGACAAGCUUCGUCAAACGAGACGCUGUUCGCCCUUGUGCCGCAAGAAUUGCAUAGGUUUCUGAAAGAUCGUCGAAAUGGUUCCUCCUCGACGUUAAUGAACGCAAGCACGGAAGUGUUAACCGAGUUCGAAAUAGCGGAAACACGUCGUAACAUGGAAAGAGCGAACAACGAGCAAAGGGUGUACAACGAGGAGUCAUUCGGCCCGUUGGCCAGCGACGCCCCUAUAAUAGUGAUUCAGGUGCACACGAGACUCACCUACCUCAGACACCUGAUAGUGUCGUUGGCCCAGGCGAAAGGGAUCGAGCAAACCCUUCUUGUCUUCAGCCACGACGUCUGGCAUCCGGACAUCAACUAUCUCGUACAGAGCGUCGACUUUUGUCGCGUCAUGCAAAUAUUUUAUCCCCACAGCAUACAAACUCAUCCACGAAGUUUUCCAGGCGAAGAUCCCAACGAUUGCCCUCGAAAUAUACGAAAGGAACAAGCUCUCAGUCUCGGUUGCAUCAAUGCCAAGCAUCCGGAUUUAUAUGGACACUACAGAGAAGCAAAAUUCACGCAGACGAAACAUCAUUGGUGGUGGAAAGCGAAUCGUGUGUUCGAUCAAUUGUCCAUCACCAAGAAUCACACUGGUAUGGUUCUUUUCCUCGAGGAGGAUCAUUACGUCGCCGAGGAUUUCCUGCACGUUCUCAGACUGAUGGAACGCACCUGUAAACACACCUGUAAAAGAUGCAACGUCCUAUCCUUGGGCACCUAUCUCAAAACUUAUAAUUAUUUUGCCGACUUCAGCCGAAAGUUCCUUGGCGUCAACAGCGCCCUACAAAAGGAGCUUCUACGUGGAUUAAAGAGAUGGGAGACGUCGACGAGGCAACAUUCAGCGAAAGCCGAAGACAUCGUUGGCAGCGGCGGAGGAAAAACUGGUGCGUUUCCGAGCACCAGCAGCAGCAGCAGCGCCGGCAGCAGCAGCGGCGGCGGCGGCGGCAGCGGUGGUGGCAGCACCAGCAAUAGCACUCCUACGGGAACGAACAACGGCAGAAACAACACCGUUACUGGAAAUAGCAUCAAUAGCAGCACUGGCGCCUCCUCCUUCGUGUCCGUCGCACGCAACGUACAGACAAUGCAAUCCGCCUCCGCAUGGGCUUUCCAGCUCCUACCCGAACUCUACAAUCAUUAUCAAAAGGCUGAAGUGAUCCCUUGGAUCUCGAGCAAGCAUAACAUGGGUAUGGCGUUCAAUCGUGUCACGUGGAACAAAUUGAGAAAGUGUGCCGCUCAAUUUUGCUCGUACGACGAUUACAAUUGGGAUUGGAGCCUUCAACAUAUCGCGCAAACCUGUCUGCCUCCUAGCAAAGGGCCUGGAAUCGCGCCUCGUACAGAAUCCGGUUUGAUCACCAUGAUGAUGAGAGCGCCUAGAGUUUUUCACAUCGGAGAAUGUUUGUACGAAUUGAAUUUUGUCAAUGCCAGCGGAGUCCAUCAUAAGAAGACCAAUUGUGAAUCGACCGCUGUGAUAGCAAAGGUUCAAAACAUUCUAAAAGCUGCCCAAGAACAUCUUUUUCCUACUCAAUUGACACUUACUGUAGCUGGCACUGCGAAAAAGACGAAGCUUCGAAAAGGUAACGGCGGAUGGGGCGACACGCGGGAUCAUCGGCUUUGUUGGAACAUUACUGUUUAUCCGGAUCUCGUUUUACCGUGAGAUCAAAUCUCUCGAACGAUUCAACCUUCCUUCCCUCAAUUCCUUCUUUUUCCCCAUUUUGUCUCUUCCCCACUUCUUCCCCUCCUCCUGUUUCUUCUUUGUUCCAAAAUCUCGUGUGUCUCGCUCGAUCCAUUUUUAUCCGUGCAUCGUUCAUUGUUCUAUCUAACCGAAACAUGCUCGUUUAAGAAGCAAGUUCCUUCGUGUCGAGUGAGUUAUCGAUAUCGAUCCUACAAUUUGUUAUCGGAGUGUAAUAAUAUCCUUAGCAGCGUACUUACUUUUUACGUUCGUACUAAACUUAGCGAUCGAUUUUUGCGAUGAAAACGAGAAGCACGUUUUUUUUAUUUUUUUUUUUUUUUUUUUGCGUUUAUCUCGAGCUUUUUAACGAACUUGACCGGUCGUCAAACUCAAAAAAAUUUUUGCAUAUAGAGAAACACGCUUGUCACAUACUCUAGUCAUUGUAUGCAAUAUGAUAAAUGGAUAUUGAUUAUCUGUUUAUUAAAAAUUUGUUGACCAAUUCAAAAAAUUGGUAAAAAAGAAACUACGAGACCAGCAACAACUUUCUCCGCUCGAAGAUGAUCCAUGAUUUAUAAAAAAAAAAAAAAAACUUGGAACUUCAAGAGUUAACCAAAGCCAUCCACGAGUUG